ACUGGCCAUGUCAAGUGAGCAAGCCAUAAUAAACAAGAAAUCAAAUACAAGAGUCAUUCUCUGUUCAGUUCCACACAUAUCCAAUGGCAUCACUUCAGUGCCAAAAGCCAGUUGCGCAACAAACUGUCUGCCAGAAAACCACCACUGUCACUUGCCACAAGGCGAAUGAGCACCACUCUUUGGGUGACAAAAUGAAAGAGAUGGUAGGCAAAAUGUAUCACCACGAGAACCACGGUAAGCAAUCCGCCUGCCAUGGCACCACUGCUAUGCAUGGAGGUCAUGGUAGCCACAGUCAGCAGACUGCAUGCCAUGGCGCCAAAACCCACCAAUCAACAGGCCAUGGCUCCACUGCUAUGCAUGGAGGUCAUGGUAGCCACGGCCAGCAGGCUGCAUGCCAUGACGCAAAAACGCAACAUUCAGCAGGCCAUGGCUCCACUGCUAUGCAUGGAGGUCCCGGUAGCCACGGCCAGCAGGCUGCAUGCCAUGGCACCAAAACUCACCAAUCAGCAGGCCAUGGAGCCACUGCUAUGCAUGGAGGUCAUGGUAACCCCAGCCAGCAGACUGCAUGCCAUGGCGCCAAAAAUCACCAAUCAGCAGGCCAUGGAUCCACUGCUACGCAUGGAAGUCAUGGCAACCACAACCAGCAGACUACAUGCCAUGGCUCAAAGAAGGAAGGUGGUUUCAUGCAUAAGAUAGGUGAUCAGCUCAAAACAAUGAGGAGAAAGAAGAACAAAGAUGGACGCUGCAGAGAUGGCAGUGACAGCAGCAGCAGUAGCAGCAGUGAUGAGAGCGACAACGAGAACUGUGGAAGGAGCAAGAGGGGGAGUUGCUGAAGAAGUAAGCUGCAAUAAUCAAGUAAGAGACAGAAGCUAUACCACUAAUGAACUUCUGUUGCUCAAUAAUUAUGUACUUUAUUUAAAGGAGAGAGACGUGUGCUCUGUGUGUGUGAGUGUGUCUGUGAGAGAGUGAGAUGUGCUACAUGAAUAAAUGCUACUAAUUCUAUGUACCUAUCAACUAUGGUCUAUCCAGUAAUGAAAUAAUGUUCUGAGA
Lycium barbarum (goji berry) is the source of this 1050-nucleotide messenger RNA. Its product is annotated as cold shock protein CS66-like. The coding region runs from base 84 to 833 and encodes 249 amino acids. Lineage: Eukaryota; Viridiplantae; Streptophyta; Magnoliopsida; Solanales; Solanaceae. The record is from RefSeq and is a predicted model, not a curated record. The transcript has 2 exons.